AUGGAUCCACUCAGCAUCAUUGCUGGUACUAUAGGUAUUGCUGGGACAGCGGUACACAGCAUCAAUACGCUUAUUCACGAUAUCAAUGCAGUUAAAGACGCACCAGAGGUUAUCGCUGAUCUAAAAAAUGAUCUUUUGGCUAUGGACGCUAUCAUGAAGAGUUUGGAAAGUUCAGAAAUGAAAAAUGAGCUUAAAAAUCUCUCGCCACAGGCAAAUAUGGCAUUACAGCUAGCUAUUAAGAAUUGUCAAAAAGCGUGCGACAAAUUUGGCGUGAAGUUGACGCAGUGGACCAAGCACUCAGACGAAAAAAUGCAAUGGUGGGAUCGAGUUCGCGUUGGUUUAUUCGCUGAGGCGACGGUCGAGUCUUUGAAUAAGCAACUCGGGCGCAACAAGUCCAGCAUCAUUGCAGCAGUUGGCACAGCAGUUUUGAUUUCGACAGCAACGCAGAGUGAGCUUCGCACUAAAGAGAUAAAUAUCGCCAAGGAUAUCAUCGAGGUUGAUAACCAGAAGGCGUUCACACAAAAGGCCCUCCAGAAGUUCACGGAGCUCGAACUGAGAGAAGAUAGCCAUCAAAACCGUACCCAGGCGAUUGAGCAACUCGAAGAUCAACUUGCUGAACUGGAUGAUUCUCGAAGGCUCUUGGAAGAACUGCUUUCGAAGACUCACGAAGUACACACAGGACUAACGAUCUCUAAGAUCGAUAUGAGUGAUGGCGGAAAACUGCUUGUCGGUCUCAUCAACUACGAUCAGGCACAUGGAGAUAUUCACCUGGAUGUUCACGAUGUCAAGGCCACAAACAAUGGCAAGGGUGUUGUGGGAGCCAUCAAAGGCCUCGAUGUUAAUGCAUUUUUCAACAGCUAA
Molecule: messenger RNA, 861 nt
Organism: Penicillium taxi
Lineage: Eukaryota; Fungi; Ascomycota; Eurotiomycetes; Eurotiales; Aspergillaceae
Exons: 2
Coding region: 1-861 (286 amino acids)
Source: RefSeq, a predicted model, not a curated record